Jatropha curcas is the source of this 783-nucleotide messenger RNA. NCBI's taxonomy places the organism in Eukaryota, Viridiplantae, Streptophyta, Magnoliopsida, Malpighiales, Euphorbiaceae. The record is from RefSeq and is a predicted model, not a curated record.
AUUCUGAUAGAUGGCUUUUGUAAGCAUAGCUGUCUUGAUAUGGCAUUGGAUCUAUUUCAUGAAAUGCAAAAGAAAUUAUUGAAGCCUAGCCUUGUUGUCUAUAGUACUCUAAUUGAUGGUCUGUUCAAAGCUGGAAAGGUUAAAGAUGCAAAGGAAUUGUUUGCUAGACUUUCCAUAGAAGGGUUGCAUCCUGAUGUUUUGACAUACACUAUAAUGGUCAAAGGAUUUUGUAAAGAAGGAUUAUUAGAUGAAGCAUUAAAGGUUUUUAGGAAAAUGGAACAGAAUGGUUGCUCACCAGAUGAUUGCUCUUAUAAUGUGAUUAUCCAAGGAUAUCUCCGGAUCAAAGAUUUGUCAAUGGCAACAAAACUAAUUGAUGAAAUGGUUGGCAAGGGGUUUUCUGCAGAUGCCACUACUGUGGAGUUGGUAGUAAAUGAUGAUCUGCUCGUAAAAAAAGCUUUUGAGCUGCUCUAAAAUUUCUCAAAGUGAAAGUUGAGUUUAAUUGUUAUGCAGUUACAGGAGGUAUUGUUCUGUUUUGAGUUUAAUUCAGUGGCUUCUGGUUCUAUAUAUUUGCUGCAGUUGGCCUUGGCAAUAAUUUGCAAUAUUAAUUGUUUUAUUUGCUUUCUUUCUCUUGAACUUGCUGCAUACCCAUUGAACGCGGCAUAGAAAAGCAGCACACUCGAUUAAAAGAGGGAACUGAUUGUUUAUUUUUCAUUUGUUUACUCUCCCUGUCCUAUUUUAUGUGCCUUUGACGUGAUAAAUCAAAAUAGAGUUUUAUUUCGAUCU